AUUUGGACGGAUGUCCUGCCCUCUGGCUAUUCCUGGCUGAGGCGGGGCAGCGGGAGCCAUGGCGGCUGUGACCGAUGUUCAGCGGCUACAGGCCCGUGUGGAGGAGCUGGAGCGCUGGGUGUACGGACCAGGCGGGUCUCGCGGCUCGCGGAAGGUGGCUGAUGGCCUGGUCAAGGUGCAGGUGGCUUUGGGGAACAUCGCCAGCAAGAGGGAGAGGGUGAAGGUUCUGUACAAAAAGAUUGAAGACUUGAUCAAAUACCUGGAUCCUGAGUACAUUGACCGCAUUGCCUUACCUGAUGCCUCCAAGCUGCAGUUCAUCUUGGCAGCUCCUCGCCUGGGAGUGGCCGUGCCUGGGCCCGCCUCACUGCUGCUCUCUUGUCUGUUCAUGCCGCAGAGGAGCAGUUCAUUCUCUCGCAGGUUGCACUUCUGGAGCAGGUGGAUGCUCUGGUGCCCAUGCUGGACAGCACUCACAUCAAAGCCGUUCCUGAGCAUGCCGCCCGCCUGCAGCGCUUGGCCCAGAUCCACAUCCAGCAGCAGGACCAGUGUGUGGAGGUCACUGAGGAGUCCAAGGCUCUCCUGGAGGAAUACAACAAGACUACAGUGCUUCUCUCCAAGCAGUUUGUGCAAUGGGAUGAACUUCUCUGCCAGCUAGAAGCUGCCAAGCAAGUGAAGCCUGUGGAAGAGUGAAUGGUGCUUCCCAUCCCAGGGUGGGCUGGGGCAGCCAGGCUCCAGGACCUGUGCCAGCCUGCCCUUGUAACAGAGCAGAAAAGAGGUGGCUCUGUAUUUAUUGGAUUCAAGACCUACCUGGUUGCACUCAGGUGGGGCUCUGAGGUCAGAGGUCUGGUUACUUGAGAUUUGCUCUUUGCACCUCCUCCCUUCAUCAGCGUCCUGUUCCAGUGACAAUAAAACUGUAGAGACCACUUCA
Messenger RNA from Cervus elaphus (red deer), 925 nucleotides. RefSeq names its product dynactin subunit 3 (gene DCTN3). Lineage: Eukaryota; Metazoa; Chordata; Mammalia; Artiodactyla; Cervidae. Gene Ontology annotation, biological process: cytoskeleton-dependent cytokinesis. Bases 59 to 652 code for a protein of 197 amino acids. The transcript has 7 exons. The record is from RefSeq and is a predicted model, not a curated record. Gene Ontology annotation, cellular component: dynactin complex.